UCCGCCCCAGGAGGGGUUAUAAGGGGCUCACAGGAGACACCGAGAACAUUCAGCCACGACAGAUCCAGAAGCAUGCGGCGCACACUCACCCUCAGCUGGCUCACACUCCUCCUCUAUACAGGAGGGGCAUUCUGCCAGCACCAGGUGCAAGUCCCCCGCGGCCCCCUGCUCCGCACCGAGGCCUCAGCAGUCUCCAUCUGGUGUAACGCGAGCGGGUCCUCGGAGGGAGGGUUUGAGUGGUCUCUGUUUCCGUCUCACUCACCCUCCAAGAAGCUGCAGAUACUGAGCUCGGCGGACCCCCACUUCUCCUACGCCGUAUACAGGGAGCGGGUGAGCGUCCGGCGGGAGAUCUACCUGGAGAGGGUGGGUAAGAACGCGGCCCGGCUCCAUAUUACCCACCUGAGGGCAGAAGAUGGCGGCGAAUAUGAGUGCCACACUCCGAACACUGCGCACACUUACUACGGGAGCUACAGCGCCAGCGUCCGGCUGACAGUGAUCCCAGACCUGUUGCGGGUGCUGAAUUUGUCUCCAGCGCCCCGGAGUCUCCGGGAAGGUGACCCUUUGACCUUGCUGUGUGAGGUGUCGUCGGAGACCCCCCAGCACACCCACGUCUCCGUGGCAUGGCUCCAGGCAUCUGCGGAAGCCGCGCAUGCCGUUCUUGGACUGUCGGCACAUGCGGUGGUAUCCGCCGGGCCGCGCUUCGCCGGGCGUCACAGGAAUGGCGAGCUGAGGAUAGAGAAAUUAUCCGCCGCUCGGUACCAGCUGGCGCUGAGCCGCCUCCGUGCCGGUGACGCCGGGGGGUACUUCUGCCGGGCCACGGAGUGGAUCCAGGACCCCGACGGCAGCUGGUACCCCCUGAUUACCAGGAGCGGCAGCCUCACCACCAUCCAGCUGAGCUCUCCAGGUGUGAUGUCAGCGGUCAAAAGCGCCUCUGAGAAUAGCGCUGCUCCCCCAACGCUCCUCGUCGGGCUCCUGGCUCUGCUGUCCUGGCCGCUGUAUUGA
Spea bombifrons (plains spadefoot toad) is the source of this 1002-nucleotide messenger RNA. RefSeq names its product immunoglobulin superfamily member 3-like. The record is from RefSeq and is a predicted model, not a curated record. Lineage: Eukaryota; Metazoa; Chordata; Amphibia; Anura; Pelobatidae. The coding region runs from base 73 to 1002 and encodes 309 amino acids. The transcript has 4 exons.